UUCAUCUUCCCCCAACAAGCCUCUCGAAAGAGUGAAAUUUUCAAAACGUUUCAACGCUUCCCUCCAUGUCUCUUCCCUCUUAUCCUCAAAACAUUUGAAACCCCUAAAACCCUUCCAUCCCCAUUAUAAAUAUCCGUCUCCAGACUCCCAAGGAUAACCAUCAAAUCACAUCUCUACAUUAAUCUUAUCAUCAUUAUCCAAAAGAAUGCCUUCCAUGGCAGAAGAGCCGCUCCUCACCCCAACCCCAGACAGAUUCUGCAUGUUCCCGAUCCAAUACCCGCAGAUCUGGGAGAUGUACAAGAAGGCCGAAGCCUCUUUCUGGACCGCCGAAGAAGUCGACCUCUCCCAAGACAAUCGCGACUGGGAGAAUCUCAACGACGGAGAGCGCCACUUCAUCAAACACGUCCUCGCCUUCUUCGCCGCCUCAGACGGAAUCGUUUUGGAGAAUCUCGCCUCGCGGUUCAUGUCCGACGUGCAAGUCUCCGAGGCGCGUGCCUUCUACGGGUUCCAGAUCGCGAUUGAGAAUAUCCACUCAGAGAUGUACAGCCUCCUGCUCGACACGUACAUCAAGGACAACAAGGAGAGGGACCACCUUUUCCGCGCGAUUGAGACCAUCCCUUGCGUCGCGAAGAAGGCCCAAUGGGCCAUGACGUGGAUCGACGGAUCUCAGACUUUCGCCGAGAGGAUCGUCGCCUUCGCUUGCGUCGAAGGGAUCUUCUUCUCCGGUAGCUUCUGCUCGAUCUUCUGGCUUAAGAAGCGAGGGCUCAUGCCUGGGUUAACCUUCUCCAACGAGUUGAUCUCCCGAGACGAAGGCUUGCACUGCGAUUUCGCCUGCCUGAUCUAUACCCUCCUGAGGACGAAGCUCACGGAGGAGCGCGUGAAGUCGAUCGUCUGCGACGCGGUCGAGAUCGAGAGGGAGUUUGUGUGCGACGCGCUUCCUUGCGCGUUGGUGGGGAUGAACCGUGACCUGAUGAGUCAGUAUAUCGAGUUUGUGGCGGAUAGGCUGUUGGGUGCGCUUGGGUACGGGAAGGUGUACGGUGUGGCGAAUCCGUUUGAUUGGAUGGAGUUGAUCUCGCUUCAGGGGAAAACGAACUUCUUCGAGAAGAGAGUUGGUGAUUACCAGAAAGCUUCUGUUAUGUCUAGCGUUACUGGAGGCGGCGCGUUUGAUAAUCAUGUGUUUUCCCUCGACGAAGACUUUUAGAUUUGAUAUUGUAAUAAAUUGUUGUGACGAUUAUAUCAUUGUAAUAUUCCGUGUAUUAUCGAGUUUUUAAUUAAUGGAAUUCCCUAGCUCUAAA
Messenger RNA from Brassica napus (rape), 1295 nucleotides. RefSeq names its product ribonucleoside-diphosphate reductase small chain C. Gene Ontology annotation, biological process: deoxyribonucleotide biosynthetic process. Bases 206 to 1201 code for a protein of 331 amino acids. The transcript has a single exon. NCBI's taxonomy places the organism in Eukaryota, Viridiplantae, Streptophyta, Magnoliopsida, Brassicales, Brassicaceae. The record is from RefSeq and is a predicted model, not a curated record. Gene Ontology annotation, molecular function: oxidoreductase activity.